This is a messenger RNA of Brassica rapa (field mustard), 6683 nucleotides long. RefSeq names its product cellulose synthase-like protein D4. Gene Ontology annotation, cellular component: membrane. The record is from RefSeq and is a predicted model, not a curated record. Lineage: Eukaryota; Viridiplantae; Streptophyta; Magnoliopsida; Brassicales; Brassicaceae. Gene Ontology annotation, molecular function: cellulose synthase (UDP-forming) activity. Gene Ontology annotation, biological process: cellulose biosynthetic process.
CAUGGGACGCCGACGGAUCUAACAACACAUUCAAAAUAAACGGCCAAUGAAAUGAAAUGGAAAUGCAAUUUUCUUUUGGUUGGGAGUUUAACUAAGCAAAGCCUUCAACUAUUUGCCUAUCCAUCUUUACUCUCAAAACUAUUUUUAUAAUGAAACAACCCUUUAACAAAGAUGUUGUAUAAGUAACGUUAACCCUCUGCGUCUAAUGAAGUUUAAUCCUUAAACCACUUCUGUUAAAUAAUAGUCAAGUGUUAUUAUGACACUUAAUUAAAAUGCAUAACAUAAAUACAAUAAAUUUAUUUAUAUGACAAAUAAAAUAGUUUAUUCAGUUUUUUGUAGUAUUGUAAAGUAUAUGAAAUGUUUAAAAAGUAUUAAAAUUAUGGUUUUACAGGGUUAAUCGGUGUCGGUCCACGGAUUAAUGGCGAAUUUUUUAGUUUUAUUGGAUUUUAAUUAAUAAGUUUUCAUUGAAUACAAAUUUUGUGGAAACAUAUGAGUUUGUAAAAAAUCUGACAGAAUGCUACAUGAAAAACAUAAACCAUUCCAGAUUAUAUACGACCACUAUAUUUACCAGUUCGAUCACAGAUCUGUAUCGGAUAUAAAAACAUUUCUUAUAUCUUAAUUCGUUUAUAAAUCACAUAUGUACUCCGCUAAAAAGAGUUCAAUAAUUUUAAAAAGAAAAUUUCUUCUCACCAUUUAAAUGAUAUUGAUGCACUAUUAGUCAUCAUCAUUAAUAUUUGUGAAUAUAUAAUUUGUACUUUAAAUAUUCCAGUACCCAUUCAGUUUUUGGUUUGAUUUCAAUUUUGGAUUCUAAAGAUAUAUGAUCUGCUCGGUUCUUUUUUCAGUUUGAUACAAUUCGAUUUGAGAUUUCGAAUAAAUGUACUUAAACUUAUACUCUUAUAUAGAAAUUCAUCAAAAAAUUAUAUUGAAUUUCGAAAACUUUGAAAUGAAAACAUUUAUAAACUUUUAAAAGGGUAAAUGGUUAAAUUUAGAUGAUAUCAAUAUAGAUGUAGUAUAGUUUUAGUAUAAAUAUCUACUAUUUAUUAAAUGAAGUUUUCUAUUCAUAUGAUUGUUAUCAUUUGUAUUUUUUAUAACCAAAAUUUUAAACUACUAGUCACAUAAUUUUUGAUGUGAGUUUUUUUGACAUUUUUAUUAAUUUAUAAUUGUUUUAAAGUUUUUAAAAUAACAUAAGAAAAAUCUAAUUUUUAUUCUAAUAUAUAAAUUUAGAAAAAAAAAUGAUAUAAGAUAUACAAAUUGUAAUCAAAUCUUUAUUAUUCAAUAGCAUUAAUUUCCAUAUUUAUUGAAGAUCUACACUAGUUUUAUAUUGUGUACUUUUAUAAAAUUAUUUUUAUGUGUAUUAGUCCAUAUUUUUAUAAUAUAAUAUUUUUAUUUUAUAUAUAUAUAUAUUGCCAUAAGCUACUAAUGGAUAUCCUACAAUAUUUGGUAUUAAAACUUUAAUUUAAAAUAAAUGGGUAGAAUAAUAUCCUAAAAAAUAAAUCUGAAUAUAAAUUUUUAGAGUUUCAUACAUUACUUGUAUAAUUUUUUUUAUUUAUAGUUUAAAUUUAUCACUUUUGCAUUUCUCUUUGUAUGAUCAAUUGCUUUUACAUAUGUGGUUUUUUAUCAUUUUGAACCCAAUAGGAAAUUUCAUUAAAAUUUUGUUAUUAUUAGAAAAGUUGGAAAUAUUAUAAGCCAAAAAAGUACAUAUUUCAUGUUUUUAUUUGGUUUUUAAAGUAUAUAAAAAAGUGUGUGUUAAAUUGUUAUGUUUGUGUUAAAUUGUUAUUUUUGUGGGCAAUCUUCCACGUUUCAUAUAUGGAUUGCAAUCUUUAAAGCUUGCCAAUUAUGAAGGAAAUUUAAAGGAAACCAUAAGCAAAUGAAAUAAAUGGUAGCUAGUAUAUUAAUUUAUGAUUCUAUUAUACAAAAUUUUAAAAUAUUGUUGUUACUAAAAAUAUUAUACUGCAGAUUUUUUUUUCUUAACUAAAUGUAUACUACUAUUAAUUUUUCAAAAUAUUUAUAUUUAAUUUUUGGGUACAGAAAUAUAUGUUUCCUAAAUUCGUUGAUUGGAAUUGCACGAUGUGGAAACAUUAGUAUUUGUUAUCCAAAUAGCAAAAUGAAUGUACCGAUUUAAUAUAGUCAUACUUGCCAGUUGCCACUUUCAAAGAAAAACUCUCCUCGUUGAUCAAUGGAUCCCCCCCCUUAUAACGUUUCCUUUUGUUUCCGUAUACAACACCACAAUAACAUUUUUAAAUAUUUGUAAAAAGUUUCAACGUUUAUUAGUGUCUGCAAUUCAGUUGUAUCCUUUUCUUGUUAUUUAAGAAAAAAGAUUCAAUAUGUCUAUUGUUAAUAUAUCUAAAUGAAAAAUUAGUAUAUGAAUCAAAUAUUAAUUGAAAAUUAUUGAACUUGAACUAAUUUUCAAAAUUAGUAUAUACAUAUUUUAGUUGUCAAUUAUUUUAUAUUAGUUGUUGAUACAUUCUAUUACAUAUUGUAAAUAUAAAUACUUUUAUGGGAUAUAUGUAAGUAAGAGAUUAUCAAUUUUCAUGCUGUUUUCGAAUUGUGAAGCAUUGGUUCCCGCAAUAAAAUGAAUUAAAAACAUGAAAAUCCCAAAAUAGCCGAAGAAACUUUGUAAAAAUAGGUUGGUGGGAAGCCUCAAAUAGAGAUCCAUGCCACAAACUGUUUUUUUUUUAAUGUCCUGAUAAUCCUCUCCUCCUUAUCUUUUUCUUUAUUUUCUCCAAAUCAUUAAGAAAGUAAAAACUCAUGUCUCAUCUUUAUUGUGCAUGGUUACAUUGAUUCACUCAUAAACCAAGCUUCUUUGUUUGGCUUCAAAAUGGCGUCCACUCCUCCGCAAACUUCUAAGAAAGUUCGUAACAAUUCUGGUAGUGGCCAGACCGUUAAGUUUGCAAGACGAACAUCUAGCGGACGUUACGUGAGUUUAUCCCGAGAUAAUAUUGAAUUAUCAGGUGAGCUUUCAGGAGACUAUUCGAACUAUACCGUUCACAUACCUCCGACGCCUGACAACCAGCCAAUGGCCACCAAAGCCGAAGAGCAGUAUGUAUCAAAUUCCCUAUUUACUGGUGGUUUUAACAGUGUCACACGUGCACAUCUUAUGGACAAAGUCAUCGAUUCAGAUGUGACACACCCUCAGAUGGCUGGUGCUAAAGGUUCUUCAUGUGCCAUGCCUGCUUGCGAUGGAAAUGUCAUGAAAGAUGAGAGAGGAAAGGAUGUAAUGCCAUGUGAAUGCCGGUUCAAGAUCUGCAGAGAUUGUUUCAUGGAUGCCCAAAAAGAAACAGGUUUAUGUCCAGGAUGUAAAGAACAAUAUAGAAUCGGAGAUCUUGACGAUGAUACACCUGAUUUUUCUAGUGGUGCUCUUCCUUUGCCAGCUCCAGGAAAAGGUCAACGUGGCAACAAUAACAUGUCUAUGAUGAAAAGAAAUCAAAACGGCGAAUUUGAUCACAACCGGUGGUUAUUUGAAACACAAGGCACAUAUGGUUACGGUAAUGCGUAUUGGCCUCAAGAUGAAAUGUAUGGUGAUGAUAUGGAUGAAGAAAUGAGAGGUGGAAUGGUGGAAACAGCUGACAAGCCAUGGCGGCCGCUGAGCCGGCGGAUCCCAAUCCCAGCUGCCAUCAUAAGCCCGUAUAGACUACUAAUCGUUGUUCGUUUUGUCGUGCUAUGUUUUUUCCUAACUUGGAGGAUUCGAAACCCAAACGAGGAUGCAGUAUGGCUAUGGUUGAUGUCAAUAAUAUGUGAGCUUUGGUUUGGAUUUUCAUGGAUAUUAGACCAAAUACCUAAGUUGUGUCCCAUAAACCGCUCUACCGAUCUAGAAGUUCUUCGUGACAAAUUUGACAUGCCUUCUCCUUCAAACCCCACAGGGAGGUCAGAUCUCCCAGGUAUUGACCUCUUUGUGUCCACAGCGGAUCCUGAGAAAGAGCCACCCCUUGUCACUGCCAACACUAUUCUUUCCAUAUUAGCUGUUGACUAUCCAGUGGAGAAAGUGUCGUGUUACCUUUCUGAUGAUGGAGGAGCCCUUUUAUCAUUUGAAGCUAUGGCAGAAGCUGCUAGUUUUGCAGACUUAUGGGUGCCUUUUUGUCGCAAACACAACAUUGAACCCCGGAAUCCAGAUUCAUAUUUUAGUCUCAAGAUAGAUCCAACAAAGAAUAAGAGUAGGAUUGAUUUUGUGAAAGAUAGGAGGAAGAUUAAGAGAGAGUAUGAUGAGUUCAAGGUUCGCACCAAUGGCCUCCCCGACUCAAUACGAAGAAGGUCAGAUGCAUUUAAUGCAAGAGAGGAAAUGAAAGCUCUAAAACAGAUGAGAGAAAGCGGAGGUGAUCCAAUGGAACCUGUGAAGGUCCUCAAAGCCACAUGGAUGGCUGAUGGUACCCACUGGCCAGGAACUUGGGCAGCCGCUACUCGAGAGCAUGCCAAAGGUGAUCAUGCUGGAAUUUUACAAGUCAUGUUGAAACCACCCAGCAGCGAUCCUUUAAUCGGUAGUAGCAACGAUAAGAUCAUUGAUUUUUCAGACACAGAUACUAGAUUACCAAUGUUGGUGUAUGUGUCACGUGAGAAGCGACCUGGAUAUGAUCACAACAAGAAAGCUGGAGCUAUGAAUGCACUUGUUCGUGCCUCUGCUAUUCUCUCAAAUGGACCUUUCAUCCUUAAUCUUGAUUGUGAUCAUUACAUCUAUAACUGUAAGGCCAUUCGAGAAGGGAUGUGUUUUAUGAUGGACAGAGGUGGGGAAGAUAUUUGCUACAUUCAAUUUCCACAAAGAUUUGAAGGUAUUGAUCCUUCUGAUAGAUAUGCGAAUAACAACACCGUAUUCUUUGACGGUAAUAUGCGUGCUCUCGACGGUGUUCAGGGACCAGUUUAUGUUGGAACUGGUACUAUGUUUAGGCGAUUUGCUUUAUACGGUUUUGAUCCACCCAAUCCGGAUAAGAUUCUUGAGAAGAAAGAUUCAGAAACAGAGGCGCUAACCACCAGUGACUUUGAUCCAGACCUUGAUGUCACACAACUUCCCAAGCGCUUUGGAAACUCCACACUCCUAGCCGAGUCAAUUCCUAUUGCAGAGUUCCAAGGUCGCCCAUUGGCAGACCACCCAGCGGUCAAGUAUGGCCGUCCUCCUGGAGCCCUUAGAGUCCCCCGUGACCCUCUUGAUGCCACAACUGUCGCAGAGUCUGUUUCUGUAAUCUCUUGUUGGUAUGAGGACAAAACAGAGUGGGGAGACAGAGUCGGAUGGAUUUAUGGGUCGGUGACAGAGGACGUUGUCACAGGGUACCGCAUGCAUAAUCGUGGAUGGCGCUCUGUUUACUGCAUCACCAAACGAGAUUCUUUCCGCGGUUCUGCACCCAUUAAUCUCACAGAUCGCCUUCACCAAGUGUUGCGAUGGGCCACCGGCUCUGUGGAGAUAUUCUUCUCUAGAAACAACGCCAUUCUUGCCUCAAAACGUCUCAAGUUCCUCCAACGCCUUGCAUACCUCAAUGUCGGAAUAUAUCCCUUCACCUCUUUGUUUCUCAUCCUCUAUUGUUUUCUUCCAGCAUUCUCUCUUUUCUCUGGACAGUUUAUAGUACGAACACUUAGUAUCUCCUUCUUAGUUUACCUCCUUAUGAUUACCAUCUGUUUGAUUGGCUUGGCGGUUCUAGAGGUCAAGUGGUCGGGCAUCGAACUAGAAGAAUGGUGGAGAAAUGAACAGUGGUGGCUUAUCUCCGGAACAAGCUCUCACCUUUAUGCUGUAGUCCAAGGAGUCCUCAAAGUUAUUGCAGGGAUCGAGAUCUCUUUUACCUUAACGUCUAAAUCCGGGGGAGAUGACAUUGAUGAUAUAUACGCAGAUUUAUACAUAGUGAAAUGGUCAUCUCUAAUGAUACCACCCAUAGUGAUAGCAAUGGUAAACAUAAUAGCAAUUGUGGUAGCGUUUGUCAGGACGAUAUACCAAGCGGUGCCACAAUGGAGCAAAUUGAUAGGAGGAGCUUUUUUUAGCUUCUGGGUGUUAGCACAUUUGUAUCCUUUUGCAAAAGGAUUAAUGGGAAGGAGAGGCAAGACUCCAACAAUAGUUUUUGUGUGGGCAGGUCUAAUUGCCAUCACUAUCUCUCUACUAUGGACGGCUAUUAAUCCUAACACCGGACCUGCCGCUGCUGCUGAAGGUGUCGGAGGUGGUGGAUUUCAAUUUCCUUAAAACAUUUAUAUAUAUAUAUACUAGGGUGGACCUGUCAUAUGGGCGGAAAAUAAGAAAAAAUAAUUUUUAAAUUUAUCUUAAAUUGUGAAAAUUAUUCUAAAAUAAAUUUAUUAUUCAUUUUUUAAUUUUUAUUAAAAGUCACAUCUUUAUCUAGCUAAUAAAGAAAUUUCUUUUUUAUUAUAUAAUUAUUUUACAUUUUCUAAUAAUUAUAUUAUUCUUAUAAUUUGCUACGGCUGAGUUUUCCUAUAAAGUUGACUAUGUGUUCGUAUUUUGUUUUGUUCAACAUAUAUUUGUAUUUAUAUUUAUAUUUAUAUUCAUAUUUAUAUGUUAUAAAAUAUAAGUCAUUAGGUAAUUUAGAAUUAUUUCAAUGUCUUGUUGAUAAGCAUGUUCUUCCAGCUGUGAAAACAUGUUUACAGUGAGUGCUUAGAGUAAGUUGUAAUAAAAAUGGUUAGAUCGUAGCUAUAAAGAUGUAUUGAGGUGUAUUAUUAUGAGUAUGACUGAAUAUUUUAUCUAUUAAAUUUAAUUUGAUUCA